AUGUGCCCAGGCAGCCAAGAAGACCAAUGGCAUCCUGGCCUGGAUCAGGAACAGUCUGACCAGCUGGAUCAGCUCCGCCUGUACUCGGCACUGGUGAUGCCGCACCUCGAGUGCUGUGUCCAGUUUUGGACCCUCACUCCAGGAAAGACAUUACAGUGCUGGAAUGCGUCCAGAGAAGGGCAACGGAGCUGGGAUUCUGAACAGCCUCUCGCUGAUUGCCGGACUGCUGCUGACUCUGCCCCGCCUCCCUCCCUCCCUCCCGACGGGCGGACGGACGGACACCGGACGGCGGUCAGCGCCCCCAGGGCUGUUUACAACAUCUGCACUCGUGGGCCCGCGCCCUGCGCUUCUCAUUGGCCGAAGAGGGCGGGCAUCGCUAGUCCAUUGGCUGAUGGCGGGCGGGCCAAUCCCUCACUCCCAAGAUUGCUCCUCAUUGGUGGGGGCGGGCGGGCAGCUCCAUUCCCAUUGGCGAAGGGUGGGCAGGCUCCGCCCCCUGGCGCGCGGCCGGGGCUGUGCGGGACGCGGGCGGCUCGGCCCGUCGCUCGGUGGCGGGGAGUGGUAUUUGAGUGCACGGCUGUGAGGGGGAGGAUGGCGGGGCUGCUGCUCUGCAUGGCCUCAGCGCUGCUGCUAGCGGCCGCGGGGGCCAUCCCGCCGCCCGAGGACGCGGCGCGCAUGGCGCGCUUCGUCCUGCACAGCUGCGACUGGGGCGCUCUGGCCACGCUGUCGGCGCAGGAGGGGCUGCGCGGCCGCCCCUUCGCCAACAUCUUCUCGCUCAGCGACGGGCCCCCGGGGCCCUUCGGCGGCAGCGGCGUCCCCUACCUGUACCUGACGGACAUGGAGAUCUCCGUGCAGGACCUGGAGGUCAAUUCAAAUGCCUCCUUAACUGUGUCUUUGGCACAGACUCCUUACUGCAGGAGGCACAGAUAUGAUCCCCAGAAUCCCCUCUGUGCCCACAUAAUCUUCGCUGGGAGCAUUGUGAAGGUGAAUGAUUCAGAAGCAGUCUUGGCCAAAAAAGCAUUAUUCAGUCGCCACCCUGAAAUGGAAAGUUGGCCUAAGGAUCAUAAUUGGUUCUUUGCCAAAUUCAACAUCACCAAUAUCUGGGUCCUCGACUACUUUGGUGGAUUGAAAAUUGUGACACCAGAAGAAUAUUAUAGUGUCAAACCUUAUGAUCUACUGGAUGCAGUGUCUGAAGUCAUGAGAUGGAAGAAGAUCCGUGUGAUGCUGAUAUGGAAAUGAAUUACUUUGGCUGUUUCAUGAAAGAUUUAUUUUUUCUAUGUAUUGUAGAGCUGAAUUAAUAACACAGUAAAUCAAACACCUCAUAUUGUUAAUGAGCAUGUAUUACCCUUAUAAAGCAGAUUUAACUUCUCACUAACUUGAAUCAUAGUGUGCUCAAAAACCUUUGUGCAUAAUCCUUAACUAAAUUUUAUUAAUUGGAUGUGAUUUUGGAAAGGUGGCUGACAGUCUGCAUUCAGAAGUGUUUUUUUUACUAGAAUCUAAAGGAUUAGUCCAGUUCUAAAGUUUUCAGUGUGUUAGCUAAAUAAUAUCUGUUUGUGAGCACUCUCCAAUUCUAUUUUAUUUUUAAUACCACUUUAGUUUAGAAUUUUAUGGCAAAAUACUACAGGAUGGCUCAGAUGACUCGGAUCAGUGGAAUGGAAAGCACUGCUUGUGUUACAAUGGUAAAUGAUGUGCUGAGUUCCCAAAUCCUGGUAAAAAUUUCCUUUGCACUCUGAUACACUCCCUUGUUUGAGCCAUUUUUUUAAUUUUGCUGCCUAUAUUGAAUGUGCUGUAGGAUACAGUUGUAUUUAUGCAAACUGUACAUGUACCUCAGGAUAAGUUCUUGAUACCUCUUCAGUGGUUACAUGCCCUGACCCUUUAAAAGAAACUGGGUGGUAUCUGAUUAGGAUUCUGAAAUCUUCAGCUUUGGCUGUAUCAGCUUUUAUUUCCCUCAGCAGUAGAACUGAACAGAUUUUAGGGUUUGGAAGCCUUACAUGUCACUUCUGGGUUAGUAACCCAUGCUCUAUAAGUCAUGAAUCAUGUGUGUCAUACUGUAUUGCUCCUUUUUCACUUCUGGGUUAGUAACCCAGUAACCCCCUUCUGGUUAGUAACCCAGAAGUGAAAAAGGAGCAAUACAGUAUGACACACAUGAUUCAUGAUUUAUAGAGCAUGAAAAUUAGUGAAAAGUGUACAUAGUUAAUUCUGUGUUAUAAUAAGUUGCACACAACCACAAAACGCCCCCAAAUUAACACCUUUUUACAUCCUCUCUCGUCUGCUGUGUGCAAAGUUCACAAACACUAAAAAGCGUUUAUGAACAAUUAAGUUGGUUUUACAAUGAGCAAAUAUUACCUAGUUAACCUAGAAUCUGAGAAUUUAGACUCCUUAGAGGCAGAUUCUUAUAUAGAAGAGUGGGAUUUCUUAUAUAAAAUCCCUACAUCUUAAUGUUGUUGUUAUAUCACUACUGGAAUGAUUUGUGAAAAUAUUUGUUAUGUAACUUACUAAGUUUUCCUUCUCCAGAAGGGGAAGGAAGGAAAUUUUUACUGUUCUUCUAUUUUAAAACUAAUUUAAGAUCAAAAAAAGUUACAAUAUGGAAACAAUUUAUGCUGAACAGGUAACAUCGAUAUUUAAUAUGAAAUUGAAAAGUAUUUUUAUAUAAGGCAUGGCAAUUGUAGAAACUCAUAUGAAUCUUUGUCAUGGACUUAAUCUUUACUGUGAGGACACCUGAAUGCAUUACAUGUCACCCUGUAACUUCUCAUGUGUGAGACUGAUGAUGCUGAGCUUUUGUUAAAAUUAAAAUAUUUUUGACAA
Messenger RNA from Myiozetetes cayanensis, 2802 nucleotides. RefSeq names its product cellular repressor of E1A stimulated genes 1 (gene CREG1). NCBI's taxonomy places the organism in Eukaryota, Metazoa, Chordata, Aves, Passeriformes, Tyrannidae. The transcript has 6 exons. The record is from RefSeq and is a predicted model, not a curated record. Bases 1 to 1236 code for a protein of 411 amino acids.